CCGCCAACGGACAGACCGCCGUGGGGCAAACGGAAGGUUAGAACGGUAAUUGCAGGGCGCCUGCCCUGCCACCGCUUCGCUUUCAUACUCCGUAGUUGGACUUCCCACCCCUGCGAAACAGGUCAAAGACGACGGCGUGGUGCAAAUCCUGGAGGUCUCUCCCUUAAUACCGCUCCGGAAGGGCUGAAGAGGAGGCUUUGUGGUGGUGGAUAAACCUAAGGUCGGUGUUUGCGGUUAGAAUUGCUUGGGGUUACCUUCGGUUUCGGAGAUGGGGUGCGUCUGUUCGAGACAGAUCAGGAAGGAUACAGGGGCGAAGAAGGGGGAACUGUAUGACGAUCGAGCUGUGGAGGUCGGUUUCCGUGGAGAUCGAAAGAGCAACUACAAGCUUUUUGAUUCCGGCGAGCUCCGGGUGCUGCCGGUCAAGACUAUGGCGGGAAAGGUACCAGAAUCAAGUUCAAUUCUGGGACGGGCUAGUAUUGCUGGUCUUGAGAAAGCUGUAGAAGUCCUUGAUACGCUUGGAAGCAGCAUGUCAAACCUGAAUCCUAACAGUGGCUUCCCAUAUGGAAUGCCAUCUCGAGGAAAUAAAAUAUCAAUCUUAGCAUUUGAAGUUGCAAAUACUAUUGCUAAAGGCGCUAAUUUGUGGAGAAGUCUUUCAGAUGAAAACAUCAAUGCUUUGAAGGAAGAAAUUUUGCAGUCAGAUGGAGUGAGAAGACUUAUCUCUGAAGAUGCUAAUGAAUUGCUUUGUAUUGCUGCUCUGGACAAAAGAGAAGAACUUGACUUUUUCUUGAGAGAAGUAGUUCGCUUUGGGGACCUCUGUAAAGAUCCAACAUGGCACAAUCUCGGUCGCUAUUUUGAAAAAUUGAGUAUGGAUAUGACUCUCGUGGAACAGACAAAAAAGGAGGCAGAAGCAACAAUGCAAAAUUUGAUAAAUUUGGCUCAGAAUACUUCUGAGCUUUAUCAUGAGCUGCAUGCACUAGAUAGAUACGAACAAGAUUACCGAAGGAAGCUUCAAGAGGAGUUGAUUCCUGCAUCUAAACAGGAUAGUUUUCUCAAUACUGAACUCAAACAUCAAAAAAAGCUAGUGAGGAGUUUGAAAAAGAAAUCUCUUUGGUCCAGAACCUUAGAGGAGGUUGUGGAGAAACUUGUUGAUAUUGUGGCAUUUUUUAAUAAGAAGAUUUGGGAAUCGUUUGAAGUUCCUGGUAGCAACUUGCUCGACCAUAAGGAAGUUCUGAAUGGAAGCUUAGGUGCUUCUGGUCUUGCAUUGCAUUAUGCUAACAUCAUUAAUCAGAUUGAUAAUAUAGUAUCUCGGCCACUUUCACUUCCACCAACUAUAAGAGACAGCUUGUAUCAGGGAUUGCCAAUCCGAGUGAAGGCAAGUCUUCGCGCUCGAUUGCAGUCUUCUGAUGCAAAAGAAGAGUUCACUGUUCCUCAAGUAAAAGCUGAAAUGCAGAAGAUUUUAAGGUGGCUCACUCCAAUAUCAGAAAACACGAUUAGAGCACAUCAAGGUUUUGGUUGGGUAGGAGAAUGGGCAAAUAUGUGUACUGAGAUUAACAAAAAGCAGGACAUGCAAGGCUGCAUUAUCCGCAUCCAAACUCUUCAUUAUGCAAAUAAAGAGAAGACUGAGGAUUAUAUAUUAGAAUUGGUUGUCUGGCUCCAUCAUCUAGUUACUCAGGUGAAAAACAGGGGAUUUGUGUUGAAGUCUGUCGACUCAGUCCAAAGUCAACCACAGACAAAGGCGUCUCGAGAAACUGUUCCAGGACUAUCUCAGGAGCGCAAUGCUAAAGUUGAUGAUCUCAAAUUUUCAGAAGAAGAAAGAAAAUUGUUGGAGCAAGUGAGCCAAACAAACAUCCAGCUAAGGAGAAGCAAAAGUUUGGAUUUCAAAAGCAACACAGCCAAGCGACUUUGGAGACGUGCGAGUCUAACCAUGAGCUGUGGGAAUUCUCCAAACAAGGAGUUCAGUGCAGCGUUAGACUGGCGGUCGGAAAAGUUGAGAUGCUUGGAUGUGAUAGAUGGGCUCGAUACACUUAGUGCAUUACCAAUUGUUCAAUUUUAUGCUUAACUCGGUUCGUAGGCACUAAGCCUUUUAUUUCUCAUUGUAAAUGCCUCAAGGAUUUAAUGAUUCUUUUUGCAGUUGUAUAUUGUUUACUUGAUGUCCCGUAUUGCAUAUGUACUACUCGGUUCAUAGAAUGUGAUCACUUGAUUGGUAGUGCUGAUCA
Zingiber officinale is the source of this 2216-nucleotide messenger RNA. RefSeq names its product protein PSK SIMULATOR 1-like. The record is from RefSeq and is a predicted model, not a curated record. NCBI's taxonomy places the organism in Eukaryota, Viridiplantae, Streptophyta, Magnoliopsida, Zingiberales, Zingiberaceae. Gene Ontology annotation, biological process: positive regulation of growth. The transcript is spliced from 12 exons. Bases 269 to 2059 code for a protein of 596 amino acids.